GAGAGAACAACCCGGAUACAUUUUGGAGACGGACUGGAAACCAACGCAGAGUUGAUGCUGGAGGGAGAUUUGAGUGGCGCACGGAGGGCAGUCGGUCUCAAACUUCGUUCAAGACUUAUUUCCCGUGGUAUCGUUAUAUUUAAUUCUUGCUAUCAUGGAGUUAGACGGUGACAUAAGAACGACGCCGAGAGGGUUUCACUGCACCCUGUGCAAAGUCAACUUGCCAAACCUACCAAGCUUGGAUCAGCAUGUCAAAGGUCGGAAACACCAGACGCUGAGCACUGUGCGAUCCACCAGGAAGACCCAGGAGGAGCACAGUGUGUUUGUCAGUGGCAUUAAGUCUGACAUCUCUCAGGCUGACAUAACUGAAUACUUCCAAAAGUUUGGGCCAGUUGCAGAUGUUAUAAUGGAUAAAGACAAGGGUGUGUAUGCCAUUGUGCAGUUCAGUGAAACUGAGAGCAUACAGGCAGCCCUGUCCUGUGCUGAACAUCAGAUGAAGGGCCUGAAGCUGCGCGUCAAACCCCGAGAAAAGAAGGAAUUCAAGCUGAUUCCAAAAAAGAAGAAUGACUCCCAGAACCUGCAGCAAGUCCUUGACCGUCUCAAACCCGAACUGUGUCAGUUGGCAUCUGUGGAUGCACAGAUGCAGUAUGUUGUUGGGCGAUUUCAGCUGGGAGACAGUGAAAAAAAGGCCCGAGGCUUGCUGGUUGAACUCCUGCAAGAGGUUUUUAUAGAGUUCUUCCCAGACAGCCAGGUUCUGCCAUUUGGUUCAUCGGUCAAUAGUUUUGGCAUUCACUCCUGUGAUUUAGACCUGUUCCUUGAUCUGGAAAACACCAAGGUGUUCCAGUCUCGUGCCAGAUCCACCACAGAACAGGCAGGGGAGGGCAUGUCUGAUGAUAGCCGCUCCGAGGACUCCAUCCUGUCUGAUAUUGACCUCUCCACAGCUUCUCCAGCUGAGGUCCUGGACCUUGUGGCAACGAUCCUGAGACGCUGUGUCCCCAAUGUGCACAAAGUCCAGGUGGUCAGCAGUGCACGCCUCCCAGUAGUCAAGUUCCAUCACAGAGAGCUCAACCUGCAGGGGGACAUCACAAUUAACAACAGAUUAGCAGUAAGGAACACCCGCUUCCUCCAGCUGUGUUCAGGGAUGGAGGACAGGCUGAGGCCUCUGGUGUACACCAUCCGCUACUGGGCCAAGCAGAAACAGCUGGCUGGUAACGCCACUGGUGCCGGGCCCCUUCUCAACAACUAUGCUCUGACAAUGCUGAUCAUCUUCUUCCUGCAAAACUGCAAGCCUCCAGUGCUCCCCACAGUGGCCCAGCUCAAAGACAUGGCCUGUGAGGAGGAAGAGUGUGUGAUUGAGGGCUGGAACUGCACCUUCCCCAGUCAGCCCAUUGCUGUGCCCCCCAGCAAGAAUACACAGAACCUCUGCACCCUGCUCGCUGGCUUUUUCUCCUUCUAUGCCAAGUUAGAUUUUGCCAGUAGUGUCAUAUCUGUCAGGGAGGGGCGUGCACUCCCAAUCACUGAUUUCCUCAGCCAGAAAAAGCAGGAGGAGGUCACGUCGGAGGAGCAGCCUACCAAGACCCCGUCUCACCACUAUCCCAAACUGGGCCCCAUCAAUCUCUUGGACCCUUUUGAGCUCUCCCACAACAUAGCUGGAAACGUGAAUGAACGCUCGCAGCGCAACUUCCAGAGGGAGUGCCAUGAGGCUGAGAAGUAUUGCCGCAGCCUGCAGUACCAAUGCAAAUCCUCUAAGGGGAAAUCAUGGGGGCUGGUGCGCUUGUUUACCCCCCAUGGGGAAAUCCCACAUACCAAAGCAGAGCAGCUCACAAUCAGUAUCCCCUUCAAGUCAGCGUCACUCCCUGAAGAGCUCUGUGAUCAGCUGCACGUAGCGGGAGACCGUUUCCGGCUGCUGUGGUGUCAGAAGGUUUGCUCUGCUGUGGAGGAAGUACUGAAAAGUGUUCUUAGGUGUCGCCUUUCGCCCUCCUCAGACACUGUCUUUGGUGAGGAUUCAGCUGUCGACCCUGCUGACACAAUGGAAACCGCAUCAGCUUCCCUCAACACAUCAACAAAUGAGAGCUGUGACAGUGUUGAAUCCCCAAACGAAACUAGCCCUCAGGGUACAGCUGUGGUUGGUGCCAAGAGAUCGCUGUCUUCUGGCAGCGAUGCUUCUCUGUCGCCUCAAGGCAAGAAGCCAAGACUGGCAAGAGGGGGCAAGCCUGAAUUCCCUCCCUGGAUCUGCGUGCAGAAGCACACAGUGUGGGCUAGUAGGAGGAAAGUGAGACGGGAGCUGAUCAAAGAUACAGACUCAAAGCCAGAGGGCAGCUGUGUAGAGCUGGAGUCCCAGGUCACAGCCCACAUCACUGAAAAAGAGCCAGAGCUCAAGGAGCCCCUGGAGUUCAAGGUUCAGCCCCAGAUGGUGGGCGGAACAGAAAGCACAAGGGCCGUGCUCAAGUUGGAGCCAAUCAGUGACAAGUCAGGAGUUUUUCAUGACUUCUUUCACUUCCUGGAAGCCUUCUUACCCAAGAUGGUAGACACACUACUAGAGAAAAAAAUAGGUAGUGUUUAAAAUGGAGCUGAUUUCAUGUAUGUUACUGUCAUCUAAGAGGUUUGAGUGGAGAGUGGGUCAUCAGACAACAAAGAGCAUUACUGUGGCGUUACUGUAUGUGAACAGCCACCGGUUAUAAUGCUAUGGCUUUGUCAGAAUAUCACAUUUGUGACUUUUUCAUGUAUACUCUAUAUAUGUGCUUUUCAUAUUAAGCAUAAUUUUAUGGUUGAGACCUGUCUUGGUUUUGGUAAAUUUCUGUUUAAUGUUCAAAUGAUGAUUUGAAGAGAAACUUCAGUGGCAGAUAUUUGUCAUCUGAUGUUUUAAUAAAAAAUGUCUCAAACACUUCUGUCUACAGUA
Molecule: messenger RNA, 2899 nt
Organism: Monopterus albus (swamp eel)
Lineage: Eukaryota; Metazoa; Chordata; Actinopteri; Synbranchiformes; Synbranchidae
Gene: tut1
Product: terminal uridylyl transferase 1, U6 snRNA-specific
Exons: 10
Coding region: 155-2563 (802 amino acids)
Biological process (GO): RNA 3'-end processing
Cellular component (GO): nuclear speck
Molecular function (GO): poly(A) RNA polymerase activity; RNA binding
Source: RefSeq, a predicted model, not a curated record